UCUCCCUCCACAGCGAUAGAGACCCAGAGCACCAGCUCGGAGGAGAUCGUGCCCAGCCCCCCGUCGCCGCCGCCCCCGCCCCGCGUCUACAAGCCCUGCUUCGUGUGCCAGGACAAGUCGUCGGGGUACCACUACGGGGUCAGCGCCUGUGAGGGCUGCAAGGGCUUCUUUCGGAGAAGUAUCCAGAAGAACAUGGUGUACACCUGCCAUCGGGAGAAGAACUGCAUCAUCAACAAGGUCACCCGGAACCGCUGCCAGUACUGCCGGCUGCAGAAGUGCCUGGAAGUGGGCAUGUCCAAGGAGUCGGUGAGGAACGACCGGAACAAGAAGAAGAAGGACGAGAAGAAGCCCGAGUGCGUCGAGAGCUACGUGCUGAGCGCCGACACGGAGCAGAUGAUCGACAGAGUCCGCAAGGCCCACCAGGAGACCUUCCCCUCGCUCUGCCAACUCGGCAAAUACACCACGAGCAACAGCUCGGAGCGCCGUGUCUCUCUGGACGUGGACCUGUGGGACAAGUUCAGCGAGCUGUCCACCAAGUGCAUCAUCAAGACGGUGGAGUUCGCCAAGCAGCUGCCGGGCUUCACCACGCUCACCAUCGCCGACCAGAUCACCCUGCUCAAGGCCGCCUGCCUCGACAUCCUGAUUCUGCGGAUCUGCACGCGCUACACGCCGGAACAGGACACCAUGACCUUCUCGGACGGCCUGACGCUCAACCGGACGCAGAUGCACAACGCCGGCUUCGGCCCGCUCACCGACCUAGUGUUCUCCUUCGCCAACCAGCUGCUCCCCCUGGAGAUGGACGACGCUGAGACGGGGCUCCUCAGCGCCAUCUGUCUGCUGUGUGGAGACCGCCAGGACUUGGAGCAGGCGGACAAGGUGGAUGUCCUGCAGGAGCCGCUGCUGGAGGCCCUGAAGAUCUACGUGAGGAGGAGGAGACCCCACAAACCGCACAUGUUCCCCAAGAUGUUGAUGAAGAUCACCGACCUGAGAAGCAUCAGCGCCAAAGGAGCCGAGCGGGUCAUCACCCUCAAGAUGGAGAUCCCCGGCUCCAUGCCCCCCCUCAUCCAGGAGAUGUUGGAGAACUCGGAGGGUCUGGAGAGCGGGGCCACGGGGGCCCGGUCCAGCGGGGCCCCCCCUGGCAGCUGCAGUCCCAGCCUGUCGCCCAGCUCAGCCCAAAGCAGUCCGGCCACCCAGUCCCCGUAGCGUAGCAGAACCACACCACCACCACAGCCACCACCACCACCACGCGCUGCCCUCUCUCCGCCCGGCCCUCUCCCCCCGGGCCACCGGCCCCGCGCUGGCCCUCUCCUCCCUGGAGGAGGCUGCAUGACGGAGCGGAGAGGCAGGGGCCCGGCUGGGGGAACCGGAGGCUGGCUUGUUGGGUGGAAGGGGGGAAGGCGGAGCGGGCCUCUCUCUAGCUCCAGCCCUGCCCCUGGAACCAGGAUGUGGGUGGGAAGGGGGAGGGCCUUGUUGGAGCGUGGGAGGCGGAUAGACUUCUAAGGGACAAUACUGUAAACACUGCUCCACCUCCUCCUCCGUCUCAUCAUCCUCCUGCCUUCACCCUCGCCUCCUCCACCUCCUCCCCUUUGCUCCAUCCUCUAAAAGACAGAUGGGUCCAGCCGGGACGGUGGGCCAGUGCAUCAGUGUGUUGGUCUGAAAUAGGGGGGGGCGAUGCCAGUAAAGACCUCGCAAGACCACCCGACACCUUCUUGUUGUCGGUCUUGUCCUACUUCAAGGUGAACUAUGGGGCUGGAUCUUGGCCAUGAUGCACCUCCAGCUCUCCCAAUUACCCCGCCCCUAUCCCCCUCCACCCUAGCACCACCACCCCGCCCCCUCCCCUCUAAAAACAAAGACAAAAAGAAAAAGAAACUCUUGGGUCUUUUAUUCCUUUUCCAACUUCAAAACAAAACCUAUUUCGUACAAAAGUUAUAUAAAUAUAUAUAGAAAAAUACUUAAUGAACUAUGGCGACUGACUUGUCCACUAUGGAAUGACAGGAUGAGUAGCAGGAGAGAACAUUGUGGUUUAUUUUGGAGAUUUUAAACUGUUGUUAUUCCUAAACUGUUUUAAUAUUUUCCUACCCAUCGGGCGUGUUGACCGAGGCUCUUCGAUUUCGUUACAUACGAGGAAGGUGUUUGAAGUGAAUGAAAAAAGUUUAAGAUGUUGAAAUGGCUGUCCAAUCCACAUACAAACAUGCAUGUACACACACACAAACACACAGACAAAGACACAGACAGACGCACCAACAAACAAACAUAGGCAGACACACUUUAUUAUGCACAGGAAAUGUGUCCAUUAAUAUCACAUACUAUUCCAGGUUGGGUUGGUUUUUCUAUUGAUCUUAAUUUUGUUUUGCGCUGCAAAGAGAAUGGAGAAAGCAAUGAUUGUAUUAACUUGGUUGUAUCACACGGUCACCUGUCCUUUCAAGAAAUCAAUUUAAUGAAGAUCCUUUAUUAAGGUGUAUUUUAAGUAGCCUAUGAGUUUGUGUAUAUAAGCUGUAUUCAUUUCUUUAAAACUAUGAAGAGUUUAGCUUUCACCUGAUUUACGAAAAAAAAAAAGAAAUACAUUUUAUGUAUUUUUGUCCAUAGGUUUGUGAUUCAAGAAAAGACUUAUCGAGCACAUUUUACUGAAGGAAAUGCAUCCGUGUUUUUUGUCCUACUAGAAACCGGGCAGGCCGAGUUUUGCAAAUUUCAGCAACUGCCUCAUCUUAUUUUAUAUCCCCCACCACCACCACCACCACCACCCUCACACUGCGAACAAGACCCCACCUUUUUAAAUAUAGUUUUUGAAGGAGCUCUCCAAUCAGGGAAUAGCUUAUUUUUUUGCCGUGCAACUGACAGGAGAUGGUUCAACCCAUUGGCCAGCAGACGGGGGGGUAACUCAACGCAAAAGCAGCAUACUCCCCCCAAGACGGUUGUGCCGUGAAGGAUUGGGACUCGCACACACUUUGGCAGAAACACAUUGUGUGUGUGUGAUCGUGUGUGUGUCUGGGGGAGGGGGCCUGAACAUGGGACUUCUGACUGAAAAUUAACAUGUGCCCGUUGACCUUUUUGAAUCUAACGGGACCUCACUCUGGUGAUUCUCUUCUCACGCCAAAACGCCUUCACUUCACCAACCAUCUCGUUGAGACCGUCGUACCUGUACACCACUACACCCACACACACAUCUGCGCACAAACAUACACACACGCGCACAAACAUACACACACGCACCAAUGUCUCAGGAAGGAAUCAUUAAUUUGUGUGCUUGGCCUGUUCUUUGUAAAUGUUAUCCAGUGCUACAAUCCUUGCCCUCCCAUGACACACACACACACACACACACACACACACACACACACACACACACACACACACACACACACACACACACACACACACACACACACACACACACACACACACACACACACACACACACCUCUGCUACUGAGCCCCUGAAUUCGUUGAUCACUCACUUUAUGUUUGGCCUGGUUGCCCAGGACUAUCUUUUUUUUUUUCUUUUUUCAGAGACAAGCAUUUUGUUUCCGACAUAGGAUGCCAGUGUGGAAUCUGUUUGACUCGUUUCUGUGUAUGUUCAUUACUGUCAAAGCUGCUUUCUUCAAUCAGGACUUCAACCACGUCCAGAACAGCACAGCCUCGCUCGCCGCCGCCGCCGCUUAUCUGAAAUGGCAACAAAAUGCACCCUCAGUUUUUGAAAAUUAUGGAAUAUGUUGCGAUUUUGUGUCAUGCUUAACAGGUGACUUUGAAAAGAAAAGAGAAAAAACAAACAAAAAAAACAUAAAAUCGACAUUUAAUAACAAUUGUUUGUGUGGUGUGUUUUCUUAAUCUUUGCUGCUUUCUAUCACUUAUACUACCACUUAACAUAUAGUUUUAUGCACCUUAUCAAUAUACUGUCAGUGGGUAAUGACUGCAUACAUGGAGAAAAACCCGUGACAGGUGUCAUAAACUAGUUGUAUGCAAUAGAGCCAGAAUCAUGGCUAUAGAAAAAACGAAUUAUAAAUGAAAAAGUUCGAGAAUACUAGAAUAUUGAUCAAGAUACUCGUAGUUUACCCAAUACUGUAAUUGUUUAGAUCAGAACAAUUUAUAUACACUAUCUUAUUAAAUGAGAAAAUAACCAUCUCGGCUGGGGGAGAUAACUCGACGUAGGUAUGGUCAGAUAAAAAACAAGUUAAUCUUAGUUUAUAAAUUCACACGGUUAACGUUAUUUAUGAAACCGAUGCGAACAGACUACAAACGAGUACACGCGUAGUAGAAAACGAACCGGUUCUACCUUUG
Molecule: messenger RNA, 4272 nt
Organism: Gadus chalcogrammus (walleye pollock)
Lineage: Eukaryota; Metazoa; Chordata; Actinopteri; Gadiformes; Gadidae
Gene: raraa
Product: retinoic acid receptor, alpha a
Exons: 7
Coding region: 193-1203 (336 amino acids)
Biological process (GO): retinoic acid receptor signaling pathway; cellular response to corticotropin-releasing hormone stimulus; regulation of transcription by RNA polymerase II
Cellular component (GO): nucleus; transcription regulator complex
Molecular function (GO): nuclear glucocorticoid receptor binding; RNA polymerase II cis-regulatory region sequence-specific DNA binding; zinc ion binding
Source: RefSeq, a predicted model, not a curated record